AUUUCUCCCACCACCGAUGCAUUUAUGCAGAGAGUUGGACGUAUUCCAUAGGCAACACUUACUUUGCCACUCCGCCGCUGCUUCUUGCAUCAAUUCCGUUCCAUUAACCUUCCAUGCUUCACCCAGAAACCUCCUCAAUUCUCUGCUGAUCUUCAAUCCUGCGUCCCGUUGCAGCGCCAAAGCUGUUGCAAGGGGUGCUCUACUUCACUCGAUCAGGAAGACAGCAGCUAAAAGGAAGUUGGUUGAUCGAAGACCAAUAGUAUUAUCGAUGAUGGCUGGGCAUGAGGGGACACCAUCAAGUUCUGAGGUGCGAUCUGGCAAGAUGAUCUUUGAGCCAAUUCUCGAGGAGGGGGUUUUCCGGUUUGAUUGUUCUGCAGAUGACAGAAAUGCUGCGUUUCCAAGCUUCUCUUUUAAAAACCCAAAUGUUAGGGACACGCCCCUUAUGAAUGUCCAUAAGAUUCCAACCUACACUCCCAAUUUUGAAUGUGCAAUGGGACAACAGGUUGUCACUUUUGAGUUUCCACCAAAUACCUCGUUUUAUGGGACUGGAGAAGUAAGUGGGCAGCUUGAGCGAACAGGGAAGAGGAUUUUUACCUGGAACACUGAUGCUUGGGGAUAUGGCGCUGGAACAACUUCAUUGUAUCAAUCACAUCCUUGGGUUCUAGCGGUUCUUCCAGAUGGUCAGUCGAUAGGUGUUCUUGCAGAGACAACUCGACGCUGUGAGAUUGAUUUGCGGAAAGAAUCAAAUGUAAAGAUCACAUCUUCAUCAGCCUAUCCUGUCAUCACAUUUGGUCCAUUUGCUUCACCAACAGAACUUUUUAUCUGUUUCUCACGAGCAAUUGGAACUGUUUUUAUGCCGCCCAAGUGGUCCUUGGGGUAUCAUCAAUGUCGUUGGAGUUAUGAUUCUGAUGCUCGAGUUCGCGAGAUUGCAAGGACAUUUCGUGAAAAAAGUAUACCUUGUGAUGUUGUAUGGAUGGACAUAGAUUACAUGGAUGGCUUCCGCUGCUUCACCUUUGAUAAGGAGCGGUUUCCAGAUCCUAAAUCUCUGGCAGAUGAUCUUCACCAAAUUGGGUUCAAAGCAAUCUGGAUGCUUGACCCUGGAAUUAAAAAUGAAGAGGGCUAUUUUGUUUAUGAUAGUGGCUCCAAAGAAGAUGUCUGGAUCCAAACUGCAGAUGGAAAACCUUUUGUUGGCGAUGUAUGGCCUGGGCCAUGUGUGUUCCCGGAUUUCACACAAGCAAGUACCCGCUCAUGGUGGACUAAUCUGGUUAAAGACUUUUGCUCUAAUGGUGUAGAUGGCAUAUGGAAUGAUAUGAAUGAACCUGCUGUCUUCAAGACUGUGACAAAGACAAUGCCUGAGAGCAAUAUUCAUAGGGGAGAUCCAGAACUUGGAGGUCAUCAGAACCAUUCACACUAUCACAAUGUUUAUGGCAUGCUGAUGGCCAGAUCUACAUUUGAAGGAAUGAAGCUAGCAAAUGAACAAAAACGUCCAUUUGUUCUGACUCGAGCUGGGUUUGUGGGGAGCCAAAGGUAUGCUGCAACAUGGACUGGAGACAAUAUUUCUACUUGGGAGCACCUCCACAUGAGCAUAUCCAUGGUUAUUCAAUUGGGACUGAGUGGCCAACCACUCUCUGGACCAGAUAUUGGUGGUUUUGCUGGUAAUGCGACACCAAGGCUGUUUGGAAGGUGGCUUGGGGUUGGUUCCAUGUUUCCUUUUUGCCGUGGACAUUCUGAGACAGACACUAUUGAUCAUGAGCCAUGGUCUUUUGGGGAAGAGUGUGAAGAAGUUUGUCGACUAGCAUUGAGGAGGCGAUAUCGACUAUUGCCCCAUAUAUACUCUCUCUUUUACAUGGCACAUACAUUGGGUGUUCCAGUGGCGACUCCCACAUUUUUUGCUGAUCCCACGGAUUUGGAGUUACGAACUCAAGAAAAUGCAUUUCUCUUGGGAUCACUUCUCAUAUACACAAGCACGGGAGAAAAUCAGGAGUUAUACCAAGAGCAGCACAAGUUACCAAAAGGCAUCUGGUCCAGUUUUGACUUUGACGACACUCACCCAGAUUUGCCUGCAUUAUAUCUUAACGGUGGAUCCAUUAUUCCCGUGGGCCUUCCCUAUCAGCAUGUUGGAGAAGCUAAUCCGACGGAUGAUUUAACCCUUUUGGUGGCUUUGGAUGAAUAUGGUAAAGCUGAAGGUAUUCUGUUUGAGGAUGACGGUGAUGGGUAUGAGUACACAAGAGGAGGAUAUCUGCUAACAACAUAUGCUGCCGAAAAGCAGUCCUCUGCUGUCAUUUUGAAGAUUUCAAAAACUGAGGGAUCUCUGAGGAGGCCAAACCGUCGCCUACAUGUGCAACUACUGCUUGGCAAUGGUGCAAUGGUUGAUGUGUGGGGUAAUGAUGGAGAGAUUGUGAAAAUUCCACUUCCUUCAGAAAGUGAAGUAUCAGAUUUAUUGAUAUCCAGUGAAAAGCGACUCAAGGCUCGUCUAGAGAGUGCUAAACGAAUUCCCACAUUGGACAAUGUUUCUGGACAUAAGGGAACAGAGCUAUCAAGGACACCUGUAGAAAUAAAAUCUGGGGAAUGGGUUCUUAAAGUUGUUCCAUGGAUCGGUGGUAGGAUUCUUUCCAUGGCGCAUCUUCCUUCAGGCAGGCAGUGGCUUCAUAGUCGAGUCGAUAUUGAUGGCUAUGAAGAGUACAGUGGCAUUGAGUACAGAUCAGCCGGAUGCACAGAGGAGUAUUCUGUGGUUGAGAGGGAUCUUGAGCAGGCAGGAGAAGUGGAAUCACUGCAGUUAGAAGGUGAUAUUGGUGGCGGCAUAAUUCUUGAACGCCGAAUUUCCAUCCCGAAAGACAACCCAAAAAUUUUCCGGAUUGACUCCGGCAUUGUAGCUCGAAAAGUUGGUGCUGGAUCUGGAGGAUAUUCAAGGCUGGUGUGUUUGCGAGUGCACCCGACAUUCAGUUUGCUGCACCCUACAGAGACAUGUGUUAGGUUCACUGCCAUUGAUGGAUCCAAACAUGAGUUUUGGCCAGAAUCGGGUGACCAGGUGUUUCAAGGGGACAGUCGACCCAAUGGGGAAUGGAUUCUUGUGGACAAAUGUGUAGGCUUAGGACUGGUGAACAGGUUUGAUGCGAGGGAGGUGUUCAAAUGCAGGAUCCAUUGGGGGACGGGAACAGUGAACCUGGAGCUCUGGUCGGAAGAGAGACCGGUAUCCAAGGAAUCCCCGCUCAAAGUGUCCCAUCACUACCAGGUAAUAACCACCGCUGCCUAAAAUGAUGGCUGAUGAAUGAUAAUACACUCAUACAUACUAAGACUGCAUGGUGUUUGGUGUUCCAAUGUAGUAAUAAACAAUACUAAUACUCUAUACUAAUACUUGAUGUGUGCGGGUAUGGUAUAAUGUGGUGUUUUGUUGUUGGACAUUUCCAUUGAAUAAAAUGCGUAUGUGUAAUAAAUUAUUAAAUAAAUGUAUUUUUGACGUAUU
Molecule: messenger RNA, 3463 nt
Organism: Andrographis paniculata
Lineage: Eukaryota; Viridiplantae; Streptophyta; Magnoliopsida; Lamiales; Acanthaceae
Exons: 23
Coding region: 17-3253 (1078 amino acids)
Biological process (GO): carbohydrate metabolic process
Molecular function (GO): hydrolase activity, hydrolyzing O-glycosyl compounds; carbohydrate binding
Source: RefSeq, a predicted model, not a curated record